Molecule: messenger RNA, 999 nt
Organism: Pochonia chlamydosporia 170
Lineage: Eukaryota; Fungi; Ascomycota; Sordariomycetes; Hypocreales; Clavicipitaceae
Product: ADP-ribosylglycohydrolase family protein
Exons: 1
Coding region: 1-999 (332 amino acids)
Source: RefSeq, a predicted model, not a curated record
AUGGCCCUCGAGUCCACAAGCCUCACACGACGUCAAUCCAAAGUCAUCGGCGCCCUGGUAGGCCUCCACACCGGUGACUCCCUUGGUGCCAGUCUCGAAUUCCAAUGCCACACCCAAAUUCGCACCCAGUAUCCCAAUGGUCUGCGUGAAAUCAUCGGUGGCGGACUUCUCUCCUGGCCAGUCGGCCAGGCUACCGACGACACGGACAUGACGCGCGCCUUGCUCCUCGCCUACCACAAGCUCCGUGAGGAGCCGCACCAAGAUGUAGCCAUCCUCGCGGGGGAGUAUUUCCUAAACUGGUGGAGGGGUAACUGGCCUGGGAGAAAGCCUGGUUCCCGGCCUAGAGAUAUAGGUAUUGCCACCAGUGAAGGACUACAUAAGUUCUCAAAGACGCGUGAUCCUGAAAAGGCCGGUGCGGGGCGAGGAAAGGCAGGGAAUGGUAGCUUGAUGCGAUGUCUACCAACGGGAUUAUUUCAGAGUGACCCAAAUAAGUUAGUCGAGGAGAGCAUGCGGAUAAGCAUGAUUACACAUGACGACGUGCGCUGUACCAUUUCAUGCGCUGUUUAUAACCACAUCGUCGCGGCUUUGAUAGGAGAUGUAAGUCCGGAGAGUGCAGUUGACGCUGGAGAAAUAUUAGCAGAGAGGUUGGAGAACAAGAAAGACGGGGAUGUGUUGAAGGCUAUAAGACUUGGGAGGCAGGUGUCUCUUCCAAAGAUGGCAAAGGAAGGGCCAAACUUGAGCGACAUGAAGGGUGCGUGUAGUGGGUAUGUGUUAGAGACGCUGGCGUUGGCCAUAGCAGCAUUGAUAGAUAAGAGGUCCUUGGAGGAUAUACUAGUUGAUGUGGUGAGAAUAGGGAACGAUACAGAUACGAAUGGUGCUGUGGCAGGAGGGUUAUUGGGCGCAAGGGAUGGUAUUGAUGGUAUCCCGGAAAGGUGGAGAGCAAAGUUGCAGUUUAGAGAGGAGUUCAUCAAGAUUGGGUUGGAGUUGACGCCGGAAUAG